AGCACGUAGUUUUUGCUGCCCACCCUGCUAGAUCUAACUUUGCUUUACGGAAACUAACAAAAAAAUUGCAAUUUAGAAGCAUGCGAUGGACAAAGUUCUUCAAAAUGUCCUAAUCAGGCCUGCCGUGAAAAGUGACUGCAAGGAAUUAUUCAAUCUAAUCAAGGAACUGUCCGUGUAUGAGAACCUGCUUCAUAUUGUCACUUUGACAGAAGAGAAAUUAAUAGAAGAUGGCUUCGGACCCAAUCCAGUUUUCAGAUGUUUUGUUGCUGAACUGAAAAAAGAAGCAUCAUCAUCGACAUUGGUGGGAUACGCCAUUUACUUUUUCUCAUUUUCCUCGUUCACCGGGAAGAGCAUCUACCUCGAGGACUUCUACGUCAAGCAGCAAUACCGAUCACUCGGUAUCGGCACAUCCCUACUCAGAAAUGUCGCCCAAGUGGCAGCUUCAGAGUCGUGUGGCCGGAUCGAUUUUGUGGUUCUCUCCUGGAAUCGAAGCAGCAUCGAUUACUACGAAAAACUUGGAGCCGUCAACCUGACUACAACCCAAGACUGGCAUCUCUUCAGGAUGGAUCGAGAGGCUAUCUUUAAACUCGCCGAUGGUUCGUCUGCUACUAAAACUGCUUCUGUAGCUGCUACUACAGCUGCUACUACGUCAAUUGAAGCAGCAAUUGCUGCUGUCGCUACUGCUACAGCUUAAAUUUGUCAUGCUAAUUUUUCCUCUCCUAAUACAGUCUUUGAUGCUGAUAACGUGCUGGGUGUUUUAAAUUUUAAUGGCUGGAUUCAUGAUGAUGAUAAUGAUGUUGUUGUUGAUGAUGAUAUUGAUGUUGUUGUUGUUAAUGAUAAUAAUGAUGAUGUUGUUGUUGUUGUUGCUGUUGUUGUUGAUGAUAGUGAUGAUGUUGUUGAUGAUGGUGGUGAUGAUGUUGAUGAUGAUGUUGUUGUUGAUUCAACUGCUUAUUUAUUUAAUACCAGGUUAUUUAUUGUUCUCCAUGUUACAUAGGAGUUAGCGUUGUGGAAAUUGUUUUGUAAUAAUUUUAUGAUCAACUAGUGUACUAUAAUUAUGUUAUUUAUUCAUUCAUUCAUUCAUCAAUCUUCGUUUUGCGUCCAGAGACCCGGUUCCCCGAGGUAGAACGUUGUUUUCUUAGCCAUCAACUUUUUGCGCCAAAUUAGACGAUCAGUUGUAUCCAUUUCAUUUAAAUUUAGAGCUUUCAUGUCUUGCUCGAUUGUUUGCGACCAGGACUUCUUUGGACGGCCUUUGGGACGUGUGCCAGGUACUUCAACAUCUGCAAGAGAAGUUAUGGCACUGUUUCUACUUCGUUUGA
This is a messenger RNA of Helobdella robusta, 1316 nucleotides long. RefSeq lists its product as hypothetical. The transcript has 5 exons. Gene Ontology annotation, molecular function: N-acetyltransferase activity. Bases 86 to 694 code for a protein of 202 amino acids. The record is from RefSeq and is a predicted model, not a curated record. Lineage: Eukaryota; Metazoa; Annelida; Clitellata; Rhynchobdellida; Glossiphoniidae.